GUGUCUCCCCGGGGCCUGCAGCUACUGCGCGGAUGAUGGAGCGAGCGGCCCUGCGACUUCUGCGCCGCAGCACGCUGCUCUGCAGAAACUUCCCCACUGGCCUAUCACCAUGGAUGGCUUUUCCUCGGGUCCAAAAGUCCUCGCAGUCCGAAGCACUGCUCAACCUGUCCACCAACAACAGCCUCCCAACAGGGCCCCUGCAGACGUUCACGGAUGAGGAGCUGAUGAUUAAAAGCUCAGUGAAAAAAUUUGCCCAGGAACAAAUUGCUCCUUUGGUUUCAACAAUGGAUGAAAAUUCAAAAAUGGAUAAAUCUAUCAUCCAAGGAUUAUUUCGGCAAGGGCUGAUGGGGAUCGAGAUUGAUACCAAGUAUGGAGGCACUGGCUCCUCCUUCUUCUCCUCCAUCCUGGUGAUUGAGGAACUGGCCAAAGUGGACGCCUCGGUGGCCGUGCUGUGUGACAUCCAGAAUACCAUCAUCAACACCAUGCUCAGGAAGCUGGGCACCGAAGAGCAGAAGGCCACCUACCUGCCCAGGCUGGCCACCGAUGUGGUGGGUAGCUUUUGCCUUUCAGAGGCUGGAGCAGGUAGUGAUUCGUUUGCCCUGAAGACCCGAGCUGACAAGAAGGGGGACCACUACGUGCUCAACGGGUCCAAGAUGUGGAUCAGCAAUGCCGAGUACGCGGGGCUCUUCCUGGUCAUGGCCAACGUGGAUCCCAGCUCCGGGUACAAGGGAAUCACCUGCUUCUUGGUAGACCGUGACACUGAUGGCCUCUACAUCGGGAAACCCGAAAACAAGAUGGGAAUCCGGGCCUCCUCCACUUGCCCACUCACAUUUGAGAAUGUCAAGGUCCCACAAGCUAACAUCAUAGGCCAAGUCGGGCACGGCUACAAGUACGCCAUCGGGAGCCUGAAUGAGGGGCGCAUCGGUAUCGCUGCCCAGAUGCUGGGAUUGGCCCAAGGCUGUUUUGACUACACCAUUCCAUACAUUAAAGAGAGGAUACAGUUUGGCAAAAGAUUAUUUGACUUCCAGGGUCUCCAACACCAAGUGGCUCAUGUGGCCACCCAGCUGGAAGCCACACGACUACUCACGUACAACGCAGCACGACUGCUCGAGGCUGGGCGGCCUUUCAUCAAGGAGGCGUCUAUGGCCAAGUACUAUGCUUCAGAGGUCGCAGGGCUCACCACCAGCAAGUGCAUCGAGUGGAUGGGCGGUGUGGGCUACACCAAAGAGUUCCCCGUGGAGAAGUUCUUCCGAGAUGCCAAGAUUGGGACCAUCUAUGAAGGAGCCUCCAACAUCCAGCUCAACACCAUCGCCAGGCGCAUUGAUGCCGAAUACUGACCUCCCUGAUGCGGGAUGCGGGACAACCCCCCCUCAUUCCACCAUCCCUGACACCAGCCGUCAACUCUUGUGCCUUCACAUGGGGUGUAAGGAGCCCCGAUAUCUGCAGUGCUUUGAGUCAAGCUCUCCACCGUGGCUUCCAGGGUAGAGACUUUCUCUCCUUCGCAGGCUGUUGCCCUUAAGUCGCCUACUGAGGAGUGGAGAAGGAAGGCAGUUUGGUGACGCCACAAUCAACUAUUCAAGCUGCCCCACACACAUUUACACACACAUUCGAAUGAGGGAAGGCAUUGAAGGUGCUGCUCAUGGACAUGAUGCUUUAAUGGUCUUCAUGGCAGUUGUCAGACCUGGUAGACCCAGGGGAUCACCCCAAAUUCUAAGUUCCAGAAGCAGAGCCUAAAGAGAAAAUAUUUACAAAAGCCUGCAAGUUCUUCCUACCUGGGCAUGAGUAAGAAAAGGGUCUUGCAUUUGUGUGUGGGGGUGCAUUUUGAGUCUAGGGACCAGGUCAGUAGCAGAAACGCUUUGACACAGGAAGGAAAUGUGGAGUUUGGGGAAUGGACCCACAGAAAAGAUGGAAUUCACGGAGGCAUCAGCGGCCACUUAAAAAUAAGGCUGAGUCUUUGCGCUUGAGGUUGAAUCAUCAGGUUCAGGAAGUAAAGUAUGUUUCGAUAUUGGACUGUCUGCCCAGUCCCCCUCUGUUUUUCAACAGUAUGUUCUCUACUGAUUAAAUUGAAUCCUGACUUGGGAAUUUAGACACAUAGCCAGGGAAACAGCUAAAAGGACCCCGGAGCACAGCUUUGCAAGCAUGGUCCUCAGUACAGUCUGGUCUCCUGACACAGUAGGGAGCGACCCUUGUGCGUCUCUGGGUGUGGCCCAAAGAAAGGAAGUUUUGAUGCUGUGGUUCUCAAGCAAGAGAUGGCUAGCUCCAGAGACAGUGCUCGCAAACUUGUCAAGAG
Molecule: messenger RNA, 2290 nt
Organism: Suncus etruscus (white-toothed pygmy shrew)
Lineage: Eukaryota; Metazoa; Chordata; Mammalia; Eulipotyphla; Soricidae
Gene: ACADSB
Product: acyl-CoA dehydrogenase short/branched chain
Exons: 11
Coding region: 33-1337 (434 amino acids)
Cellular component (GO): mitochondrion
Molecular function (GO): flavin adenine dinucleotide binding; acyl-CoA dehydrogenase activity
Source: RefSeq, a predicted model, not a curated record